Caenorhabditis sp. 36 PRJEB53466 is the source of this 2192-nucleotide messenger RNA. NCBI's taxonomy places the organism in Eukaryota, Metazoa, Nematoda, Chromadorea, Rhabditida, Rhabditidae. The record is from the annotation of a GenBank genome assembly.
AUGGCGGAUAAUCCAACGUAAGUCCCCUCCAACUCUGAAAAAUUAAUAAAACCCUUCAGGAACCUGCGAAACGAAGAUUUCCGCAAACUUUUGACGUCCGCCCGCAGCGAUCGGCCCGCCGCGUCGACUUUUGCCCGUCCGGCGAACCCAAAAAGUUCCGAGAAACCGGCCAGUUUCAAGCACAAGCAUCUGAAACCCGCGAAAUUCAAAAAACCGAACGCGCCGAGUCAUGGAAAAGGCAAAAAAGUUAGAGAGAUAAAAUUUAUACCCAAAAAAAAGUUUUAUUGCAGGAAAAAACCGAGGCCGACGAAGACGAGGCUCAUUUGAAGAAUAUUCUGAAGAACUAUCGCGAUCGAGCAGCUGAACGACGAAAACAGGGAGACGUUAGUGGAAUAAUGCAUUUUUGCAAUAAAUCAAUGUUGAAAAAUUGCAGGAAAAAGAGGACACUUCCAAGUUGACGGCCGCGUACCGCGCGGUCCCAGGUGACGCGCGGACCCUUCAGGAUCAGGCGGAUCUGCGAAAACAGGCGAUUCUGGAGUCAAAAUAUUUGGGAGGAGAUCUGGAACACACUCAUUUGGUGAAGGGACUCGACUACUCGUUGCUCAACAAAGUUCGCAGCGAAAUUGAUACUAAUGACGAUGAGGAGGACGAUGAUACUCAUCCAUUGGUACGUUAUUUGACGGGAAAAAAAAAACAUACAUUUUUUCGAAUUGCAGGAAACAAAAGACUCAAAACCGUCGGAGGCGGUCGUGCUGGCCCAAGAAAUGGCGCAAUCGCAGUCGGAGAACCGGAUGGUCCGUUCUUUGCAUCGAAUUUUGUUCAAAAACGAAAUCGCACUGCGAAAUGACCUUUUCGCAAAAGGGCGCAUGGCCUACGUCGUCGAAUUGGAGGACGAGGAGACCGAUAUUCCGACCACUCUUCUCAGGUUUGCACAAUAUUCAUGAAAAUAGCAUAUUUCCAUGCUUGCAGAUCGCUGCACGACCUUCCGCGUGCCGAAUCGGCGCAAUCCAUCCAGGCGAACAGUCUGAUCAUCUCGAAAUUGUCGCAAGUGCUCUCGCAUUUGCGCGCGGAGCCGAAAAAGAAGAAACGAGAGGAGUUCCGCGCGGAAGAACGCUCUUCCGCGUCGUCCGCCCCGAAAGGCGACAAUAUUUAUGAGGAUUUGGACGAUUAUGUGCCCUCGCGGCACCGAAAACGCACUCCGCCACGCGAUUCCAGAGAUUCCAGGUGAGCAACUUGAAAAAUGUUGAAAAAUGGCUGAGAGACUACGAAAAAGCGCCAAUUUUACGCAAUUUCCAGAGACUCCCGGGACUCGCGACGCCACCGUGAUCAUCGGGACCGCUCGCGGAGCAGAAGCCGUGAUCGACGCGACUAUUUCGACAAAUCGUCGCGUCAAAAACGAGAGGAGGAGCAGAAACGAGAGCAAAAGGAACGGGCGGAGCGGGAAAAACAACAGAGAGAAAAGGAAAAGGCGGAGAAGGAGAAGGAGAAGCAGAAGGAGCGGGAGAAGAAGCGGAAGGAACUGGAAGAAUCCACGGGCUACGACGAGUGUUAUCCGGGCGGUCUUGUCGAAAUGGGCGGAGCCUGGGACUCGGACGAGGAGACGGAUUUCACGAAAAUGGACACGGGACCAAAGAAGAAUCAGGCCGUCAACCGAUGGGACUUUGACACCGAGGAGGAGUACGCCACUUAUAUGGUGAGUACUUUUGGAAACCAAAUGAUGCAGGCUUUCCGGACUUGGAUUGAAGUAUACUGGGACCAAGUUUCAGAUCGAUCCGAUCAUCUGGUCCCGAGAUAUGUAGAUCGGAGGCCGAAAAGGCCACAAUAUCCGCAAAAACCCUAUAUCUCGGGACUAGAUGACGGGAUCGGUCUGAAACUUGGACCCAAUAUACUUCGAUUCAUGUUCAAAAAGCCUGCAAAGCCUGGUCCCAGUCCAGGCCUCGAGAAGCUUGAAAUUUUCUAAAAUUCAUUUCGUUUUGCAGGAAGGCCGUGAAGCGCUGCCGAAAGCGGCGUACCAGUACGGAAUGAAGAACGGAGAAGGCGGUCGGAAGAACAAAAAGCAGUCGGCCGUUUCGGUGGCGAAAAAAUUGGACAGGGAACUCAACGAGAUCAACAAAAUAAUGGACAAGAGGAAGGCCGGAAAGGACGGAGCCGCGGCUGCAGGAGGACCCGAUUAUAAAAAACCCAAAUAUUAG